Messenger RNA from Amphiprion ocellaris (clown anemonefish), 3292 nucleotides. It is a transcript of the gene insig1, whose product is annotated as insulin induced gene 1. The record is from RefSeq and is a predicted model, not a curated record. Gene Ontology annotation, cellular component: SREBP-SCAP-Insig complex; endoplasmic reticulum. The transcript has 7 exons. Bases 442 to 1200 code for a protein of 252 amino acids. NCBI's taxonomy places the organism in Eukaryota, Metazoa, Chordata, Actinopteri, Pomacentridae. Gene Ontology annotation, biological process: SREBP signaling pathway; cellular response to insulin stimulus; SREBP-SCAP complex retention in endoplasmic reticulum.
CUAUAUAAGAGAGAGGAAAAACUGCUUGCAGCUUCUCUCCAAGAAGGACUGAGGUUGGCUUCUGCCUGCUCUCCAGCCUCCUGCUCUGUGCGUCUGUCCCGGACGAAGGGGGCGGUGGGGUGGCGUCACGUCAUAUCAGCCGCCGCGCUCCGAUUGGCUGCCGAUUCUCACCCGACACAGCUGUGAUUGUUUUCUGCAGAGGAAGCUGUUGUCCCUGCUAUGAGCUCUGUGCGCUGGAAUGGAGUAGUACUGUGUGUGUGGUGUUGUGUUUUUUCCCCCCUUCCUCUGCGUGUUUGAUGAUGUGAACAAACAACGCGAUUUGAAAGCCCUCGUUUGUGAAGAGCAGCGAAACAAAGCAGAGGGAUCCUGGUUUGAAUCGUUUUCUUCCUGGAGAGGAGAGACACCUAAGACGCGUGGAGAUCAAGCUGCAAAAAGUGCCAAAUGUCCAGGCUGGAGGACCACUGCUGGAGCUGCUCCUGUUCACCCAAGGCUGAAACUAAGCACUCAUCAUCUGGGGCGAACUGGUUGGCAUCCAAAGCUGAAGAAAUGAUGUCCAUCAUCACCUCGGUGCUCAGCAAUGCCUACCUGUCCCUGCACGACGUCCGCACCGCCAACCUCAUCCGCCGGGGUCUGGUCCUCUUCACGGUCGGGGCUUUCCUCGCCCUGGUGCUCAACUUGCUGCAGAUACAAAGAAAUGUCACACUGUUUCCCGAGGAGGUGAUGACAACUUUGUUUUCCUCCGCCUGGUGGAUCCCGCCUUGCUGCGGCACAGGAGCUGCUGUCGUGGGUCUGCUGUAUCCCUGCCUCGACAGCCAUUUGGGAGAGCCACACAAGUUCAAGAGGGAGUGGGCCAGCGUCAUGAGGUGCAUCGCCGUGUUUGUCGGCAUCAACCACGCCAGUGUUAAACUAGAUUUCGACAACAACGUGCAGCUCUCUCUAACGCUGGCUGCCCUGUCCUUGGGCCUCUGGUGGACCUUCGACCGGUCCAGGAGCGGCUUCGGCCUGGGCAUCACCACCGCCUUCCUAGCUACUCUGAUCACACAGCUGCUGGUCUACAAUGGAGUUUACCAAUACACGUCUCCAGACUUCUUGUACGUUCGCUCCUGGCUUCCGUGUAUAUUCUUCUCAGGCGGUGUGACUGUGGGCAACAUAGGACGGCAACUUGCAAUGGGUGGCGUUGAGAAGCCCCACAUGGACUGAACCACACCACAGCAGAGAGAGAGAGACAACUAGGGCGAAGGGCAGCCAUAAUAAAAAUGGAUUAGUUAUGUGAAGAAUGAGAGGAACAACAGGAGAAAAAGGACUCAUUGUUUUGACUUCAUCCUUUGUUCUCAUAACAAAGUGCAGGUCAGAAAAGUCCCUCAUCUAACGUGCCAUGUCCUCUGCACCUCCUUGUGGCCAAACAGCCUCUCCUCUCUGUGUUCUUACUCCCAUUAGCAUUAAGGCUUCCUUCACACCAGACGGGAGGACAGUGUUCGCCUUUUUUUGUGUGUUUGAAGUGAGCAGUCGACGGAUUUUUAUUUUAAGGAGAGGACGCGUGUGCUUUAGUAUUUUGGUCAUAACAUAAAAGACAUGAUGGGGGUGCUAUAAUGUCUGUUUUUUUAUUAAUUAGUCUGAAUAUAUUAUGAUCUAAAAGGGAAAUGUUGUUUGAGUGGGCAACGAUAUGUCUUCACUCUCACAGAAAUGUAUUCAGUGGCCUCAGUAGCAUCACUGAGAUGUAUGUUCCCAAUCAAACCAAACUGAGUAUUUAUUUUGUAAGUUUUCAGUGGCCCCAAACCAAAAGUAUGUGUGAUAUCAAAUGACGCUUCACAUUUUGAAAGGAAAAGAGUGAUAUUUUGGGGAAAUGUUUGCGUUUUAUUCGACAGUUACAUGAGAAUAAUGGGGGGCUUCUACAUUUAACGCACAGAAACACGAGUGGUAUUGAGUUUCUCAUCAAAUAAUUUCCCAAAAUGUUUUUUUUUUUUAACAGAUGACAGUCGAAUGAGUGAAGAGAAAAUAUGUCAGAAGUGCCAAUUAGUUUACUACCGACUCCUAUUCACUGGUGUGUAUGAGGAUUUGUGAGACAUUCUUUAAGAGUUGGAAUAUUUGGAGCACAAAAUGCAACCUACUUAGGUUUUUCAAUGGAGAUAUUUACCAGUUAAUGGUGUUAUAUUCACAAUCACAGCUAUCUGUCAGUACAAGAUCACUUUUUAAAUUUAGUUUUUGAGAAAUUACCCUUUCAAUAUGUUUUUGUCGGCCCCUAAUAAGCCCCGGACAAACAGAGAGGAUUUUUUAAAGAAGGAAAGAAUGUGAACAUGAAAGCAUUAGUCUGGACUGAAAAAAAAUGUCAGAAAUGUGAACAUGUGCAGAGUGAAACAAACCACCAGCGUGGACCAUGUUGUGAAAGAAUGUACUAGAAGUAUCCCACAACUUUGCCGUGAUGGUAGUAAAACGCUUUCUAGUGAACUUUCUAGUGAAUUUUUCACUUUCGUCUUGUAGAGUGAACCUAUGCUUCCCAUCGAGACAAACGCUUUACUGCGUGAUGCGACACUUUUUCCCCCUUCGAAUUGUAUCUUCAAACUGACAGUUUGGGAACAUACAGCGAUUAAAUGAGAGGGCAGGACAUUAUUACUUAAGAUUUGCAAUCUGUGAUUGCCUGUGUAUUAUAGAAUGUAGUGCUUUUGUCACUAUAACAGUUUAGUUUUAUCAUUUGUAUAAACAUAAUGACAUUACUGCUUGUAUGUAUAAUGGCUUGCCUAUGUAAUCAGACAGGUAUUAUUACCAUACUAGACCUAGUUAGUGUUUGGGGGUCUAAAGGAUUAAGUGCAAUCAGACUAUUCAUGAGCCGAUUAUCCUUCCUUAUUUAUUAUUUCUGACAAAGGCUAAAAAACAUUAAAACUUGUAAGUAUAUGCAGUGUGGAUCAUUCAGAAAAAGCAAUAACAUCUUUUGGUUUUUUGUGACUUUUGUCAGAGAUUUACAUGCCUUUAGAGUCAAUACCAAUGACUCUCACCAGAGAGACAGCGUUAAAAAAAUAUACAUAUAUUGUGUCAAACUGUUGUAAAAAAUCUCAUUUAGUAGCAUUAUUGAAGGAUACCUGAUUUAUUUUUUUAAAUACUUUGUGUGGCACAUCACUUCAGGUUGGGUCUGCUGACAUUCAGGUGUGCUAAACUGAAGAGGAAGCUUUAUUUUUUGAGGUGGUGAAGCACCUUUUUUUGUUUCGAUGUUUUAGAGUUUCUGCGUAUGUCUCAUUUCAGCUGUGUAUCGUUUUUGCUACCUUGGAUUUAAGUGAAAAAUAAAAACACCUGACGAGGA